GGAAGGCCUGUGGAUUUUCCCCCCGCAAAACUAAAGGCAGGUUAUGGAGAGCAAGUGUGCUAUGUUCUUGAUUGUUUAGCUGAAGAAGCCUUAAAAUACACUGGCUUUACCUGGAAAAGGCCGGCGUAUCCAACCGAAGAGCGAGAAGAAGAGGAAAUAACAGAAGAUGAUGCAGAAUUAACAUGUGGUAAACUGGAAGAGGAUGUUGUGGAAGAAGAGUCAGACAAUGAGGAGAAUUUUAUUGACCUGAAUGUUCUGAAGGCACAGACGUACAGAUCGGACAUGAACGACACUGCAAAACAAGAAGAGAUUUUGCAGUCCACAACAGAUGCAGCAGAGUGGAAUCUGGAAGUGGAACGUGUACUUCCACAGCUGAAAGUUACAGUCAGGACUGACAACAAGGACUGGAGGAUUCAUGUAGAUCAAAUGCAUCAGCAUAAGGAUGAAAUUGAAUCUUCUUUGAAAGAAACUAGGGGCUACCUUGACAAACUCCAAAAUGAAAUCAGCAGGACACUGGAAAAGAUCAAUAGCAGGGAAAAGUACAUCAACAGUCAGUUGGAGCACUUGGUUCAAGAGUACCGUUCAGCACAGGCCUUGCUGAGUGAGGCUAAGGAGAAGUACCAGGAGGGCAGCGGAGGACUAACUGAAAGGAUUAGAGUGCUUUCUGAGAUUACAGAAGUAUUAGAAAGAGUAAAGCAGGAAAUGGAAGAGAAAGGAAACAGUAUGACCGAUGGUGCUCCUCUAGUGAAGAUUAAACAGGCCUUAACAAAACUGAAGCAAGAAACCAUUCAGAUGGACAUACAAAUUGGUGUAAUGGAACACACGUUACUCCAGUCAAAGCUGAAAGAGAAAUCCAAUAUGACUAGAGACAUGCAUGCAACAGUGAUUCCAGAAGCCACCGUAGGUGCCUAUUAAAAUUUUUUGAAGCUCUCUUGGUUUGCCCAAAAUACAGGUUUCUACCAUUUCCUUUUUUGUUACUUUAGAGCUUUUCUUUUUGUUGGGAGAGGGGGAGUUUCCUUUUUUGGUUGUUUUUUUUUUUUAAAAGAUGCUUGGUUGUGCACUUUUAAGAAGUAAAAUGUACACUUUGGACUUAACAUAUAGCCAUGUUUAGUUUUGUGCUGUAAUAUUUUACUGCAGACCCCUUCCACUAAUAAAUUCUUAUUCAUGAACA
Molecule: messenger RNA, 1171 nt
Organism: Merops nubicus (carmine bee-eater)
Lineage: Eukaryota; Metazoa; Chordata; Aves; Coraciiformes; Meropidae
Gene: IFT57
Product: intraflagellar transport 57
Exons: 9
Biological process (GO): non-motile cilium assembly; intraciliary transport
Cellular component (GO): centrosome; Golgi apparatus; intraciliary transport particle B
Source: RefSeq, a predicted model, not a curated record